AUGUCCAAACAUAUCUGUCAUAGGGCUGGACACAUCUGUGCGGUGGUGGUCCUUCAAACACAAAACGUAUCGUCUAAAUGCAACAUUUCUACCGUGACAAUGCCUGUACAAAGUUUACCGAUUCGAGACUCUGCCUUCCAUGUGCGACUGCUGCAUCAAUACUUGAUUCUGCUGAAGAAAUACCCAAUUCUUACCAAAUCCGUGACGAGCCAAUCAGCCUCUGCUCUAAGAACCUCCCUCAUCUUUCCUGGCAACAGUUGCUGUCAUAGUUGCAUUGUUUCAAUGCACUUAAAGAAAAACACUUUCUUCAAACUUUGACCACUACCAUGGCAUGACUACAAAUAAACGGUCUACAUCUUUUUCAGUGGCAUUCUCUCAGCAAUGGGAAAUCUUCUAUCUCAAGCAUUGGAAGCAAAACGAAAGGCCAAAGAAGGGAUCCCAGUGAAGGAGAUUGACAUUUCAGGACCUGCCCGCUUUGCCAUUUAUGGGUUGCUCAUUACUGGGCCUGUAAGCCAUUACUUUUACCAACUUAUGGAGGUGUUGAUGCCUACCACUGUUCCAUACUGCAUGGUGAAACGCUUGCUCUUGGAUCGCCUUAUCUUCGCCCCUGCAUUCCUGCUACUUUUCUUCUUUGUUAUGAACAUCCUGGAGGGUAAGAGGUGGGCAGACUUCCAGAGCAAAGUGAAUAGUAGUUAUUGGCCUGCCUUGAAGAUGAACUGGAAAGUGUGGACCCCCUUCCAGUUCAUCAACAUCAACUAUGUGGCUGUAGAGUUUCGAGUGCUGUUCGCCAACAUGGUGGCCUUAUUUUGGUAUGCUUACCUUGCGUCUGUGAGGAAGUGAAGACUCCCAAGAUCUUUUCCUUGAUUGCUGAAGUAAGAAGGCACCGGGUGUGCCUCUGGAGCUACAGAACGUUACAAGGACAGGCCUGUGAAUGCCAGUGCAGCAAGCUGGUACAACCAGGCAAAUUGACUGGGGUGAUGUGUAGGACUUCACUCGCAUACUACAAAAGUACUACACUAAGGAAAUUGUAACACAUCUAAUGUGUUGCUCACAUGCAGAAUAACCGAUAACUAAAAUGUUCAAUGUUAAUUCUUACUACUGAUAUUUCCAAUCUUAAAUUAAUUGAAAUACUUGA
Molecule: messenger RNA, 1135 nt
Organism: Salmo salar (Atlantic salmon)
Lineage: Eukaryota; Metazoa; Chordata; Actinopteri; Salmoniformes; Salmonidae
Source: RefSeq, a predicted model, not a curated record